CUCACUAGUUUCUAUUGUACAACAAGAUUUAAAAGCAAAAGCCGUGGCGUUUUAUUUCUUGUUUUGGGCCAAACAGUCCUUCGCACCCUCAAAUUUCCCCACUUGACCCCUCCACAAUCUCCGCCGCACCACCGCAAUUAUCAACGUCCCGCCGCCAGCUGCGUCGCCGCAAAAGCCUACAAAAUACAAUAUUAAACAAAACCCUCUUCGUAGAAAAACGAGAAUUGAAACCGAUUAGAUUCGUAUGGGCAAUCCGAAGCAGAAGUGGACGUCGGAGGAGGAGGAGGCCCUCCGCGCCGGCGUGGCCAAGCACGGCGCCGGAAAGUGGAAGAACAUCCAGAAAGAUCCCGAGUUCAACCACCUGCUGUUUGCUCGCUCCAACAUUGAUCUCAAAGAUAAGUGGCGUAAUUUGAGUGUGGCAAGUGGCCUACUUCAGAAAGAUAAAUCAAAGUCAUUGAAGGCAAAGACAAGUUACACUGAUGUUCCUGCUACUCCCCUGCCUGUUGUUCAGACCUCUGCUACCCUCACUCCAUCGUCACAAGAUGCUUCAGUUGAUGUGGGUAUGUUAGAUUCUUCUAGGCCCGUACCUGAAGGAAACAAUGCUGCCAAGUACAAUGAGAUGAUAUAUGAGGCCUUAUCUACUCCUCUAGAGCCAAAUGGAUCAGAUUGUAGCACAAUUGCUUCGUAUAUUGAGCGAAGGAUGCUGGUGCCCGCAAACUUCAGAAGGUUGUUGAGUUCUAGAUUAAGACGACUUGUGCAACAAGACAAACUUGAAAAGGUUCAAAACUGCUACAAGAUUAAAACAGAUGCUCUGCCAUCAGACAACAGAAAUCUCGCCGGCAGACCGAACGAUGUGGGGCCCACGCUCGUUCACAGCUUUGGCCAUUCGGGAGAAAGUAUUGAUGAGGCUUCGGUUUCUGCUGCUUACAGAAUUGCAGAUGCCGAAAACAAAUCGUUUGUGGCUGCUGAAGCCGUUAAGGAGGCCGAGAGGGUUUCUAACAUGGCUGAAGAAAUGGAAUGCCUACUCCAGUUUGCUUCCUAUUGUUUUGAUCAAAACGCUAAGUACAUUUGUGUAAAUGGUAUUGAAGUAAUUGCUACUUUGGUAAAAUCUUUUGGUUUUCAAGAGCUGCCGAGUUGUUGCUAUGACGAGCUGAUGGGCCUUGCUGCUAGGCCGAGUUAUUGCUAUGAAGAGCUAAUGACCUCGUUGUUAGGCCGAGCUGUUGCUAGACCAAGCUGUUGCUAUGACGAGCUAAUAGGCCUCACUACUAGGCCGAGCUGUUGCUAUGACGAGCUAAUGGGCCUCACUGCUAGGCCGAGCUGUUUAACUGUUCUACUAAAUUUUGUACCCUCCAAGUCACUUGAAUUACUUUUGAACUUGUUAGAAUCUUCUAAACGCGCUAUUUUCAUCCUCAAAUUUUCCCAUCGCCGCAGCUCGUUGCCGCCAAAUUCUCAAUACUCCGCGCCGCGUGGAACGCUGAAAAAGGGUGGUGGAGAAAAGCGAAUAAUGGGGGCCGAGCAAAUGGACUGCAGACACUGGGACGAGGACUCGUACAGGGACGCCAUUUGGCAAGAAAGGGAAACCCUCUCCCGGACAGUUUUCCGGACCGUCUUCGCGCCAAACCCUAACCCUAACCCCAAUUUCGACCACAUCGUCACCGCCUCGAGCGAUGGGUGCAUCGCCUGUUACUCGAUCUCCUCUUGUCUCGAGAUGGGUUGUGGGAAUGCGAGGGGUCAGAAUUGGUUAGUGGCGGAACCACGUUUUACGACUCAAGGGCACGAUGGACCGACUUAUGAUGUUAAGUUUUAUGACGAUUCGUUAUUGCUGAGUUGCGGUGAUGAUGGUCGGAUUCGAGGAUGGAAAUGGAAAGAAAUACUAGAGAGCGAGGCACCUUUGCAAAGAAACAAGAUGAAGUCAUUGCUUGACUUGGUGAAUCCUCAACAUAAAGGUCCUUGGGGAGCACUCUCCCCAAUUCCAGAAAAUAAUGCUAUUGCAGUUGAUGCUAAGAGUGGGUCUAUAUAUAGUGCUGCUGGUGAUUCGUGUGCUUAUUGCUGGGAUGUGGAAAGCUGCAAGAUUAAGAUGGUUUUCAAAGGGCAUACCAACUAUUUACAUUGUGUUGUAUCCUGCAAAUUGAGCAAUCAGAAGAAAGUUGAUACUAGCAAGCCUUUGCGUAAACCAAGGUUUUCUUUCAAACUUCUUUGUUUAAGUUCUGUUAUUUCAGUUGCCUUUUCUUUGGUUGCAUUUCAGAUUGUCACUGGUUCAGAAGAUGGCACUGCUCGAAUAUGGGAUUGCAAAAGUGGGAAAUGCAUACAAGUAAUAAACCCAGUAAAGGAUGAGAAGAAUGCAUCUUUUCCUUGUGUCGGUUGCAUUGCUCUUGAUUCAAGUGAGAGCUGGUUGGUUUGUGGUAAAGGCCAGUCGUUAUCAGUUUGGAAUCUUCCUGCUCGAGAAUGCGUUUCGAGGGCCACAACUUGUGCUUCUGUCCAGGAUGUUAUAUUCGAUAAGAAUCAAAUUCUAGCUGUCGGAGCCGAACCAUUGCUUACACGAUUAAACAUGAAUGGAGAUAUUCUCUCACAGAUUCAAAUUGCUCCACAAUCUGCAUUUUCCAUUUCUUUGCAUCCUUCAGAUGUAACGGCUGUAUCAGGUUACGGAGCACUUGUGGACAUGAUUUCACCGUUUGGGAGCCACUUGUGUACAUUCCGGUGUAGGGGGCCGUAAGUUCAAGGACCUCAUCGUGUUUUGCAGCCUGUUAUUGUUGUUGCAAAGGAUUUUGUGCUGGAUAAUAUGUUAGUUGACUUACUUUUAUAUCAUUAAACUGUUUUUUAUGUAAUGAAAGGACUUUUAGCAUCAUUUUUUGGUCUUUUCUUUUCUAAGAAUAGAUUUUAUGUGAGUUGUUGUAGAAGAAAAUAACAUUUGAUUUUUGUGAUUGUUGUGAAUUUUAUAAAAGACGAAAAUGAAUGAAGUGAUGAGCUUCAUUACUGUCAAAAAUGGAAAUACA
This is a messenger RNA of Striga asiatica, 2993 nucleotides long. The record is from the annotation of a GenBank genome assembly. Lineage: Eukaryota; Viridiplantae; Streptophyta; Magnoliopsida; Lamiales; Orobanchaceae.